AAUGCAGUAAUUAAUUACAACGGCCUCCCUGAUUUUCUUCGAGACUUUAUCUCUCACUCACUCACUCGCACACACUGCACAACUCUGGGUCUCGCUUGCUGGAGCUGGAGAUGGAAGCCGCCGCAGGCACGAGCAUGAAGCCUUACUGCGUCGCCGUCGCCAUACAGCUCAUCUACACCGGCAUGUUCGUGGUCUCCAAGGCGGCCUUCGACCAGGGGAUGAACACCUACGUCUUCAUCUUCUACCGCCAGGCAGCUGGCUCCCUCCUCCUGCUGCCUAUCGCUCUUCUACGCAGGAAAAAUGCACGAUCCGUGUCACCCCGGGUGCUCUUCAACCUCUUCUUUUGCGCCUUAAUCGGGAUUACGCUUGGCGUGAACCUGUACCAUGUAAGCCUCAGGUUCACCUCUGCAACCGUGGCAUCUGCAGCCGACAGCUCCAUGCCCGCGGUCACCUUCUUCCUGGCGGUGCUACUGAGGAUGGAAGAUGUGAAUCUGAGGAGCCGGUCGGGCAUCGCCAAGCUCGCCGGCGUAGCGCUCUGCCUCGCCGGAGUCUUCGCCAUCGCCUUCUACGCCGGGCCGGCCAUAAGCCCCGUCAACCAUCACCGUGCCUUCGCCUCUCACAACUCACCAGGCUCCAAAGCAGCUGUCCCCAGGGGUGUAUGGAUCAGGUGGACAUUCCUCAUGGUCGUCGCCAACAUCUGCUGGGCUCUGUGGAUAGUUCUACAGGCUGCGGUUCUGAAGGAGUAUCCAGAUAAGAUGGUCGUGACUGUGGCUCAGUGCCUGUUCAGCACGGCGCAGUGCUUGGUUGUCGCGGUGGUCGCCGAGCGGGACUUCUCCAAAUGGAAACUCCGGCUUGACGUCGGCUCGCUCGCCGUUUUAUACUCGGGUUUCAUGGUGACAGCCUACUACCUGCAAACUUGGUGCAUAGAGAUGAGAGGCCCCAUGUUCUUCGCGGCCUGGACCCCACUCUGCUUCGUGUUCACGAUAUUUUGCUCAUCGUUCUUCCUCGGAGAGACCGUUCACCUCGGCAGCAUCGUGGGUGGAAUUUUACUUGUCGGAAGUCUUUACACCAUGCUGUGGGGUAAAAUCAAGGAAAGUAAGACUUGCGAUGUCAGAGAUGAUACAGAGAAAGAUGGGCGUGAGAAAUCUGCAGAGAAUUGCCCGGAAGAGCAAGAGCAGACUGCAACAGAGGUCAGGGAAUCAUCAUCGAUAGGCGCGUCUGCUUCGCGUGUCGAAGAACUGUGAAUGUGUCGUCGAUGGAUCCGACUAAUGUACUCUGACUGCAUUGUGCUAUUCAAAUGUAAAAUUGUGGUUUUUCUAUGGACCGCACAUUUCAAGUUA
Messenger RNA from Panicum virgatum (switchgrass), 1340 nucleotides. Its product is annotated as WAT1-related protein At5g64700-like. Gene Ontology annotation, cellular component: plasma membrane. NCBI's taxonomy places the organism in Eukaryota, Viridiplantae, Streptophyta, Magnoliopsida, Poales, Poaceae. The record is from RefSeq and is a predicted model, not a curated record. The transcript is spliced from 8 exons. Gene Ontology annotation, molecular function: transmembrane transporter activity. Bases 111 to 1244 code for a protein of 377 amino acids.